CAAUGCGAGAACUCUAUCUUGUAUUUCUAGUAUCUUUGGCGAACACCUAGAAUUUUAGAACAACGUCAUGGUCAAUCGAAAAUCUAAUUUUUACUGGGCCUAUUCUUUCUAGCCUGUGUAGACCAAUGCACCAAGAGCUGAGUUAGAAUUCAACAUUUUGUUCAACCAAAAAAUGUUGCAUAUCAUCAAACGAGUUAUUUGCGGUAGUAUCAAUUUCAAUUACCAAUUGAAUAGAUGCUGGAAUAGGGGCUCUACUGUAGCCAUACAAUGCCUAAGUGUCAGUAGAAGGGAUGGUUUUUGUAGCAAACCUAUAAGCCGUUACCCAAUCCCAAGAAAGGAAGAUCUUGAUGAAGACAUACAGGCAAGAAUGGAUGAAGUUGAGGAGAAGACUAAAUUUAUACCGAAUGUGUUCAAAGCUUUGGCUCACCGACCAGCUGAAUUCCGCGCCUUCUUUGAUUAUUACGAUGCAUUGAUGAUGAAAGAAACCGGCUCAUUAACAAAAGCUGACCGUGAAUUAAUUGUGGUGGCAACAAGUUCGUACAACAACUGUCAGUACUGUGUUGUAUCCCAUGGUGCUUUGCACAGAAUAUUUUCAAAAAAUCCUGUUAUUGCCGACCAGGUUGCAGUAAAUUGGAAAUGUUCUGACAUUGAUGAUCGGCAAAGAGCUAUGUUACAGUUUGCAAUGGUAGUCUGCAAAUCACAGACUGUGACUGAGGCCCAUUUUGAAGCUCUUGAGAAGCAUGGAUUUGAUCGGGAAGAUGCUUGGGACAUUGGCGCUAUUGCGUCUCUGUUUGCAUUGUCUAACCGAAUGGCACACUUGACUAAUAUGAGGCCAAAUGAAGAAUUCCAUCUCAUUGGCAGGCUUCCUAAGAAGGAUAAUUAAAUAGAACAUACAAUCACACAGUGGCGUUUCUCGCACCCCCCCCCUCCCCCCCCCAA
Molecule: messenger RNA, 939 nt
Organism: Anneissia japonica
Lineage: Eukaryota; Metazoa; Echinodermata; Crinoidea; Comatulida; Comatulidae
Exons: 4
Coding region: 173-883 (236 amino acids)
Molecular function (GO): peroxiredoxin activity
Source: RefSeq, a predicted model, not a curated record